UUUUACUCUGUUUCUUCGAGCGUUGAGAUUUGCACACAAAACGUUGGUGUUUUUGUGUUCAGAUUUUUUCGUUUUUACAAGUUUUUUUUUUGCUGUUGCUGCUCCUUUUGUCGGGUUUAAUCCUUGUUUUCCUUUUCCACGUUCCGUUCUGCCGUGGUCCUGUACGAUUUUUCUUCACGCCACACACUUUGGCGAUUAAUUGGCCGUCGCGCACGCAUCGCAUGAUCCCGCGCGGAACGUACGCGUAACAAGUGCUCUCGAUCGGGAGUCAGCUCUGGACCACCAGCUGCAGCAUCCAAGUGCAGGUGCAUUUUGAUUUGGGCCCCAAAAACGCGGCUUCUCAGUGACAACGGUUAGGCGGUUUAGCCUAGUUUAGUUCGAGGAAAAAAAGGAAAAGAUCCAUUUGUCAGACGGGAUGGUAAAAUGAGAUAUUUUUGACAUUGAGCAAGUGAGUGAGUUUGAGGGAAGAAAAAAUCGGUGAAAGAAAGCGAAUAAAAACCGAAAAUUGUGCUCGUCCACGAGAAAAAUUCUGCAGAAGAGAAUUUUUACUUAGUGCGGCUAACGAGAGGAGGAAUGCGUCAACGAAAAUUUUGCUAUAAAUAAGCGUGAUAGUACAUAAGUCGAAAGGAAGAAACCGGUGUCUGUACAGAAAACUGCAGCAAAACUUAAUGUUAUGAACAUCUGACCCUGACUGCGACACGAUGGACAAGGACAAAACCGACACUGGAAAAGUGUCCCUACGAAGCGCCGGUGAGGUUGAAUCCACCGUGCUCGAGCAACAAAUGCUCGGCGUGGCCACGCCAACCCAAUCGGCCAAGGUCCAGUCGGCGGCAGCGACGGAACAACUGCUAAAGUCGGAAAAGGAGCCAUCCACCCCCGCAGAUAAGCCCACAAAGCAACUCUCGACCGAGUCGGAGGAGAUCGUGGAGGAGGAAGAGGUCGAGGAAGAGGAGGUUGAGGAGGAAGUUGAAGAAGAGGAGGAGGAAGAAGAGGAGGAGGAGGAAGAGUCUGAGGAAGAGGUAAAAGAAGUAGAGAAAACGCAGAUGGUGAAGGAGGAACCCGCUCCAGUCGUAGAGCAGGGACCUGCUGAAAUCCCGAAGGUGGAGGAAACGGAACCACUCGUUGAAGAGACAAAGUCUUCAGCGGCAACCGAAGAUGCUGACGCAACAGCUGCUGCUGUCGCAGAUCAAAGCGCCAAAGAAACAGAGUCAAAAGACGAACCAUCCCAAGCCCCGAGCCUUGAACUGACUGAAACUACUGCAGAAGGAACUUCCGUCGUUCAGGAGAAUUCACAACAUCAUCAUGAUCAUGGUGACAAACCUUCUGUUCCACCACAAACCUAUCUCUGGGAGGAGGUUAAAAAAUCCAAGGAACAGGUAAGUGAAGGUGGCUAUCCGUGGACCCACCUGUACAAGAAUCCCCUGGGACCAGACGACGAACCGGAAAUCAUCAUGCGAUACUCUCACUCUCCGGUGAGUCGACGUCGCAAGGUCGAAGAGCAGCUCAUCGAGGGAGCAGAGAAGAAAGCGAAAACCGAAAAUGGUUGUGAUGCUCCCGGCUCUGAGGAGACCAAUGGAAGGACCGAAACUGACGCGACAGCUGUGGCAAGCACCAGCAACGGGCAUUCAGACUCUCCAAGAAGGAGUAGAGCCCGGGCAGCUUCCCACGAACCACACGGGUUCAAGUCGGAGUUUAAGGCGCACGCCAAGCACUUUUUGGAUGAACAUCCCAGCAUUCGAAGCUUCAGCAACAGCCUAACCAGGAAGGGCAAGAGUACCAGAGCAUUCGUCAGUCGAUCACUGGAGCGUGCAAAGUCCAUGGCUGACAAGCAGAUCGAUAAGGCUAAAGUCCAGGUGAGCACGCUUAGAAGGAGGAAAGCGGCGUCCGAACCACCGAGGGAUUUACCAGAGCACAAGAUCCUGAACCUUCGGGAAUCACCCAGACUUUGCGGAAGUCGCGAUAUCCCCGCCUACGUGGUAAGACAGCCAAGUGACGAUGCCAUGGACGUUACGGACACCGAAGAAGAGCUGCCCUUCACGGAAGAAUCAACGGUGGAAGCUUCCACAGUGGUUCCGGAUGAAAUCAUUGAGAUACCUUCACAGCCAUCGAUGGAAUCUGCUGAAGAAGAGAUGGUUCGCGCGGAAGCACAGAAAAUGGUCGAAGAAACCCUAGAGAAAGCAUCAGAAGAAGCUGUAAAGAUUGUUGAAGAAACCGUUGAGAAGGUUUUGGAAGAUGCUGCAAAGGUAGUUGAAUCCACUCAGGAGGUAGAGAAGCUCCCGGAAGAAGUCCCAAAAGUGGAAAAAAUGGAGGUCGAAGUUGAAUCCACUCAAGUGGUAGAAGCCCCAAAGGUGGAUAAAAUGGAGGUCGAGGAAGAACGAUACGAGAUCAUAGAGCCACCCAAAGAACCAGAAGUAAAGGUUCAACCUCCGUCGAAGGCUCCUCGCAAGAAGAAGGAACAUCACUACGAGGACAUCGACGAUUACGUGCCUCCAAAGGAGCAAGCUGCUGCCAGUACCACGUCGGAAGCUAAGCUCGUCCGACAGCACGAGAUCGACGGGUUUGAUCCGAUCAUUGGAGAGAUGCUAGGCAACGACAAGAUCAAAAUAUCUCUCCAGCUGCAGGAUCAGCAAAUUGCCAACGACAUGCUCAGUAAGAAGAAGCGACUCGAUGAGAUCCUUCAGCAUUCAUCCGAGGACGAAAAAGAAAAGGAUAAAAUUCCAAGCCUUGGUCUCCUAGCGCCCAUUUCCUCGAUCGAUUCAACGUCCUCCGACGAGGAAGCUCGACGAACGCAUCUGUCCACCCUGGCGGAAGAAAGUGACACGGGAAGCAUCGACAACAGUACCCAGGUUACCAAGAAGCUGGAACAACCCAAGAAGCCUAUCGGCGAUUUGUCCAAGGUUGAGGAGGAUCACAAAGAGGAGGAGCUAACCCCGGCGGAAGAGAACCUGCUGGCACAACAAGCUACUGCCGACAAGCAACUCGAACUGACCCCGGCAGAGGAGCGCAUGUUGGCCGAAGCGGAACAGAAGCCCCUCAACACGGAUGCGAGCCCAGUUGUGGAAACCAAAGCGGUCAUCGACGAACGAUGGUCUAAGAUGAGCGACCACGAGUACGAGCCAAUUGGAGAACCCGUUGACAGCAAGCCGAGCGGAGCCUCCAGCUUGGCGCCACCUACGGACGCCCAGCAGCGUAAGCUUUCGAGCGCAUCGCUGCGAGUGCCGGGAGAUGACGCCGACACAUUGAGCAUGAACGAGCUGCAGAAGGACAUUGAGGAUCGCUACUUUAACCGUGCCGCUGAGGAAGAAACUCUCGAGGAGACCACUGCCGAACCGUCGGCCGACGCGACGCAGGAGAAGACGAGCAAAAUGAAGGCCGUGAUGUCACGUGCUCAAGAGAGUGGUAAGAAGGCGAUGGCGAGGGCACAGGAGAGCAGCAAGAACGCCAUGAGCAAGGCCCAGGAAGGUGGAAAGAGCUUGCAGCAGAAGCUGCGCAAGCAAACGGACAAAUUCAAAACCAAAAUGUCCAACAUAAACAUCAAGAAGGACAAGGACGGUGCCCCGCUGGCGUCACCGGAAGUUGUCACCACUCCGGAGUUGGAGAAGUUUGACUUUACGCUUGCUGAGCCAAAGCCGGAUCAAGAAGAGGACAUUCAACCCGAAGUCACGGUUACCGUGGAGGACACCAACGAAAUUGAACAGGAAGAAGCUGCGGCGGAAGCUGGUGCGUCGAAGAAGAAGUUUAAAACUCCGGAAUUCUCCAAGAUCAAGAACAUUCACAUGCCGAAACUUCAAAAGCCAGAGUUUAAACGUCCAGAGUUUACCAAGAUCACUAAACCGAAAAUGCCGACCAUGUCCAAGUUCAAGCGUCCUGAAAUGCCAAAGUUCCUGACGGAAAAGCCCGACUUUUCCAAGCUCAAGAUGCCGGAGAAAAUCGGCACAAUCAAACUGCAGCGUAGCAAGUCGAUGAAGGAACCAUCGGAUGUAGCAAGUGCUGCCUCGCCAUCCGACGUAUCAGUUGUCGGUGACGAUGCCGCAAAGAAGAAGGUCAACUAUACUGACUUUAGCACGUUCCCACGGCUGCUGGACAAAUUCAAGCGCCAGAAGUCCGCUCCGGGUAACGCAAGUGUCCGUGCAUCAACGCCACCACCGCUGGAGUUCACCAAAGCAGGCAAGACGACCCGUCCCAAGGGCAAAACGUUCAUUUCACGAUGGGCCGAGAAGUCAUCGGAAGGUGCCGGAAGCACAAGUCUCUUCUUCACCGGUAGCGAACUGGGCGAGCGAGAGUCCUCGGUUGAGAAGCGCAUGCGUCAACGGCUAGAUCGGGCUGACUUUGAUACUCCCGAGCUGCCCAUCACUGCCGAACAGAAGCAGCUGGAGGAGUACGACAAGGAGAAUCGAGAGAUUCACCUCGUGUCCGCGGCCAGACACGACGAGUUCAUGAAGCGGAAACCUCCGAUGGAACGGCAAGAGUCCGACCUGGCCUCCGAAGAGGAGAAGCAGUUCUGGGCGAGUUCGCUGGGCCAGAAAAUCAGACAGAAUAUCGACAUGAACAGCAACGACUUUGACUUUCUCGAUGAAGACGAGCGGCUGCGCGUUGCUCGCGAAAAUGAAGCCAUGGGGCUGAGUGCACGUGAUCGUGCUAGAUUCUUGGGAGAGCCUAUCGAACAGGCAGAAGAUUACGAGCUGCGAUCUACGACUCCGUACUCGAACAAGGAGUGCCAAUCAUCGACCGGAAGUUCCGGAAUCCGCAGACGCAAGGGUGUUCUGGAGGAAAUCGACGACGAUGAAUUCUUCCUGCGCCAAAAGGGAAUAUCCAAGGACAACAUCCAAAUGGGAGAGUACAUCAGUUCCGCCAUUAAGGAAGGACUGGGAACUCCGGUCAAUGCUCUGGCAGAAAUGGGACGCUACGACUCGUACGACCAGGACAUGGAUGCCAGCGAGCGAAUGAGCAUGGAAUAUCGUGGUGAGAUGAGCUUCAACGAUGAGUUCCGUCGGAAUGUCGACAUGUUCAAGACGUUCCCGCCGGAUCGUCCCAACAGGAAGCACAAGAAGUCCUACAACGAGGAACAGUACGAGGAUGAUGGACAGAAGGUACCGUACGACUCGUACCAACAGGAAGAGGAAGAUCUGGAGUUUUACGGACGCGAUCGUAAGUAUGCUAGCGAGGAGCCAAGACAGCUGGCUGCUGAAGACGAGCGCUACAUGGACGAGGAAAGUCUCGGCAACGGAUUCUCACGCACGGGAGCGGCUGUGCCACCUACGCCACCGAGACGCCGCAAGAAGCGCUUCCGUGAUGUCACCCCAUCUGAACUAGAACCAUUUGCCAAUGGUUUGACAUCCAAACCCAUUUACAAUAGCUAUACCUUAGGACCAGAAACGCACUUGUUCAACGCCGAAGUUCCGCUGGCACGCGAGGAAAGCUUCACGACUCCGCUGCCAACUCCGCGGCGAUCCCGUUCGCGAUCCCAAAUCUCGAAGGCGUUCGAUGACGACCGCACCUCUCGGGGAGCAGAGUCCUACAUCUUCGGAGCCGUAGACAGUGCCAUGGUGAAACGCAGCAUGGAUCUGUCGGAAUCCAACGGCUAUGCUACCGUGCGUAAGGAUCCACCGCCACGUCCACCGGCUCCGAUCCGUCGUAGGCGGUCAACGCACUCUUUGGGAGAUCAACGUCAGUUCAACACACUGCCCAACUUCCAUUCGGUUUCACCGCAACGUCCGUCGCGCAACUACAGCACCAUCAACCCGAACCGACCACCGCGUAUGAAGUCCAACACCAAUCUGGACCAAGAAUCGAUGAGAUCAGCGAGCGUCAGCAAAAAUGACUUCACCGAGUACGAAGAUAUCGAGCAGUUGGAGGAGCAAGCCCGAAUGCACCAAUCGCUGGACACGGGAGCGGUCGUGAGCAAGAUGAAGGACCGUCCGCUUCCACCGCCGCCACGUCCGCCGAGGGACCACAAGAAGCCCAAGCCGAAACCGGACCACGAUGACCGGCACGACUUUGAUGGAGGAGCGGAGAAGAUCGUCGCAACGAAACCGUUUGAAAGGGUCGAAGAGGUCGAAAUCGCAAUCCAAACUGACCCGCUACCGGAAGACUACGAGCUGGACAUUGAGGUUGAGGAAACGCUUGGAUAUGCGGAGGAAGAAGCACCCGCGAAGACACUUCGGGAGAUUUUGAAGGAAGAACAGCAGGCAGAGCAGGCUCGUGCCCGCCAACUCGCGGAAGCCACCAGCCUGAUGAGAGACAUUCAAAAGUUCAGAGAUUCUACAUCAUCGCUCUCGCAGCAUGGUAGUCGACCAGAAACUCCAGCAGCUGCCGCCAGCAUCUUGGAACGCCGUGUCUCGGUCCCUACCGCAUCCAGCAUGCGCAACGACGUUCGUCCUCUCAGCAACGAGAACCUCUCCGAGCAGGACCUGGCGCACGCCGAAGACGACAAGUACAUUGCGGAGCUGGUGAAGAAGUACGUAUCGGAAGAGAAGGUCGCCCCAACUGAGAGUGCAAAGAGACAACAGAGAGCAGCGCCUGCAUCACAGGAAAUCGACGCUGAAAAACUUAGGGAAAUAGAAGCCAUGAUUGUAAACGAGCGGGUUGAACGGGAAGAGUUCCGAGUUGUUCAGUCUGAGCCAGCUGCACCGCCACGACGAAGGUCUCUGGUAGCCUCCAGUCAAGAUCUUUCCAGAAGCGUCGAAAUUUCUCCCAACGUGAUAGAGGAAAUCGUCGAACGCUUGAGAACGAACGAGCAGCAACAUAUCGCCGAGUUGCAACAACUGCAGCAACAGCAAAUGGAAGAAAUGAAAAGACAGCAAGAGGAACAGCAGCGACUGCACGAUCAGAAACUCGAAGAGCAACAGAAGCAGCUCAUGGAGCAACAGAACCAGCAACUACAGGAAACGCAACAGCUCAAGGAACAAAUCCAGCAACAACAAGAACAGCAAAAGGAACUGCUUUUGCAGCUGCAGCAACAGGAAAAAGAGCGUGAAUACGCCCGCGAGCAAGCCCAACAAAGAGCCAAGGAACUCGAACAGCAGAGAAUGCUUGAACUGCAACAUCAGCAGCUUAUCCUUCAGCAGCAGGAAAAGGAACGCGAACAUGCCCGAGAACUGGAGCAACAACUGGCAAAGGAGCUAGAGCAGCAGAGAAUACGUGAAACUCAGCGGAUUCAUGAGCUCGAGAUGCAGCGGGCACGCGAAGCGGAACUUCUCAGAGCCAAGGAAGCUGAACUGCUGAGAGCGAAGGAGGCAGAGUUGUUGCGAGCGAAGGAAGCUGAGAUGCUCCGAGCAAUGGAAGCCGAAAUGCUGAGAGCAAGAGAGGCUGAUCUGUUGAGAGCCCGUGAAGUAGAGUUGCUAAAAGCGAAACCAGUCGAGCCGAAGGAAGAAGGAGAGGCAGCACCUCCAGCGGAAUCAACAACCGUCACUGUUUCAGAAGCUCAAGAACCAUCCAACGCAGCCAGCGAAGAAGCGAAAGAAGCACAACCACCAGCAAGACCUCCACCACCGCGGAUAAGUCCCCAACCUCCGAUGACGCCGACCCAACAGUUCCCGUACCAGGAAUACAUGCCGUACUCUCUUUCGCCCCAGCCUACACCGUUCUUCUCCGGCCGAAACUAUUCCGACGAUGAGGGCGCAGGCCUUCCGCAGGCCCCACACAGACGCCGGCGCCAGCACCGUUCACGACGGGAAUCUACCUCGGAGGAAGAGUUCCAGCGUGAUCAGCGCAAACAACGCCACGGAACACGCUCGCCAGAACCGACGAUUCCGGCUCUGGGCGGUCAGCUGAUCCGUGCCUGCGGAAACUCGAUCCGCGAAACCGGCGACGAGCUGAUGACGAUUCUGCGUGCCAGCAGCAAGGAUGAAAACAAACGCGAUCUGCACAUUGCCCUCAUCAUCCUGAUCGUCAUCGUGGCCGGACUGAUGGCACUCGGAAUGAGUGCCGAGAGGGACGUCCAUCACCACCAUUGGGAUUACUUCAAUCCGCCCGGUAACGGACGGGCCUAAGCCGGAAAUAUCAUUAAACUUGUAGAUUUUGGUGGAAACAUUUUUUAGAAGUCGCUUUUUAUCAUCAUUACGAAUACAGUAGCUAUUAGUGGACAAUUGUUAACUCCUGUUGAAACUUAGGCCGUUACGAUUUAAUUUAUCAAUUACUACAAUCUGCAUUUUAACGAUUUCUAAACAGUAGAAUUUGAUCUUAAGAUGUUCAAACGUCAUCUUCAUUCAAGCCCCGCAUCCUACUAAUGCCAGCACUUUGUUACUUAACCUAACUGUAAUCUUUUUUCCGGAGAAUCCCGCACACAGAAUCUCAUUCGGCAGUCGAGAACAGUAAUCGAAUAUUUUUUGCAAAAUCUUUGUUCAGUAGAAUGUAGUGUCGAAAGCAAGAUCAGCAAGAACACAGGAAACAUGAAGAAAAAGAAGAAGUCGAAAACCACGAGUUACAGUACUAGUCAAUACAAUUUCAUAAAAACCAUUUUAAAAAAAUCGAAGAUCUGCGCGAAUCCGGCCUUCACUGUUAAUUUAUUUGUUUUUGUAUCAUAAUCACAUCUAGAAAAAGUGAAUAAAUGAUUUUUGACAACAAA
Molecule: messenger RNA, 8566 nt
Organism: Culex quinquefasciatus (southern house mosquito)
Lineage: Eukaryota; Metazoa; Arthropoda; Insecta; Diptera; Culicidae
Product: trichohyalin
Exons: 7
Coding region: 702-7991 (2429 amino acids)
Source: RefSeq, a predicted model, not a curated record